Messenger RNA from Dujonia railenensis, 795 nucleotides. Lineage: Eukaryota; Fungi; Ascomycota; Pichiomycetes; Serinales; Debaryomycetaceae. The record is from the annotation of a GenBank genome assembly.
AUGUCUAAUAGACCAGUGUUAGAGGAAGUGGACGAUGAUGACAUCGACAUGGAUUUAGACAUCGCUCAGUUCGAUCCGCAGCUUAGAACUCCAAUAGCACCUAUACAGAGAGCGCAACCACCAGUCAUGCAGUCUUCGUAUUCACAGGUGCAACAACAGCCCCAAAGCCAACCAACCUCGAAGGAACACCCUUCGAUUGUUGAUCCCAAUAAAUUCACCGAAGAAGAACGUAACCAUCUUAAAAAAUUCCAGCUUAUUUACCCUUGCUACUUCGAUAAGAACAGAUCACACAAGGAAGGGAGAAGAGUAUCUUCCUCAAAGGCCGUGAACAACCCAUUGGCAAAGACCAUUUCCGAUGCAUGUCGUCAUUUAUUUCUCCAGUGUAUGUUAGAACUUGACAAGACACACCCGCAGGACUUUGGAAAUCCUGGUAGAGUGCGGGUAUUCAUCAAGGAAAACGGAACCCCACAAGACCAAAGAUUCAAGACCAAGAGAGAACUCUUGGAUGUCAUUGCAGACUACCUUAUAUCACACCCAACUACCUUGGACAGCAUUGGGCCCAAGAGCGGCAUUCCUUUGCCUAGAGAGUACGAAGUAGGAGGAAACUUCGAACCAGAAGAAGUCCCUAAGGUCAAGGGUUUCAAGAUGAAUAGUAUUGUGCCGGUGCACUCGCCGCUCAGUAUCAAGCAUCCUAUGACCAAGAGCAUUUACGACCCGGAACCGGAGCAGGUAGCCCCAGUUAAGGCGCCAAACCCAAACAAAAUGAAGAAGAAAGUGAAGAUGAUCAGAGGAUAG